AUGGCCGAAGAACAAUCCCCCAAUCCCUCAACUCCAUGGGCAUCAAUGCCCCAGCGUAAACCAGUUCCGUCUGCGCCGACCGUGACCCCUGAUACCGAGGCUGCGACAGAGACAGAACACCCACCCUUAACACAUACCAGUCUAGAGGAACAAAAGUCACCGUAUAAACAGUCCUUUUUCACCUCAAUAACCUCCUGGUGGGCGAUACAGAAGCGACCGCGCAAAAUUCUAAUAAUCGGACUUGUUGCUGGUCUCUUCCUUAUCGCACUCAUUAUCGGCCUCGCGGUCGGCCUGACAGUGGGCAAAAAAAACUCGAAAUCAAAUCUUGCCUUACCAACAUCCAAUGGCGGGCCUUAUUCUGGAGAUUUGACAUAUUACGCUCCAGCACUUGGAUCAUGCGGCUAUACCAACACUGAGUCUGAGCAUGUACUUGCUGUCUCGCAUAUCCUUUUCGACGCUGCCUCAACAGGCUCGAAUCCAAAUGACAAUCCACUAUGUGGACUUAAGAUCAGAAUUCGGCGCGAUGGAGAGAGUGUUGAUGCGAAAGUUGUUGAUCGAUGCGUGGGUUGUGCUGAGACUGACCUGGAUGUGACAGAGUCUGUUUUCGAGAAACUGGCUACCCUGGCGCAGGGGAGAGUCACAAUGGAAUGGGCCUGGUUGGAGAAAGCACCUGUGAAUGCUUCGUCUCAGCGAAGGGAUACCAAUAUAGCUUUGGUGGGCAACUAUGUGGAUCUUCAUGUAUAG
Molecule: messenger RNA, 744 nt
Organism: Penicillium angulare
Lineage: Eukaryota; Fungi; Ascomycota; Eurotiomycetes; Eurotiales; Aspergillaceae
Product: RlpA-like double-psi beta-barrel domain-containing protein
Exons: 2
Coding region: 1-744 (247 amino acids)
Source: RefSeq, a predicted model, not a curated record